This is a messenger RNA of Coregonus clupeaformis (lake whitefish), 2773 nucleotides long. It is a transcript of the gene il13ra2, whose product is annotated as interleukin 13 receptor, alpha 2. The coding region runs from base 554 to 1780 and encodes 408 amino acids. NCBI's taxonomy places the organism in Eukaryota, Metazoa, Chordata, Actinopteri, Salmoniformes, Salmonidae. Gene Ontology annotation, biological process: cytokine-mediated signaling pathway. Gene Ontology annotation, molecular function: protein binding; cytokine receptor activity. The transcript has 10 exons. Gene Ontology annotation, cellular component: external side of plasma membrane. The record is from RefSeq and is a predicted model, not a curated record.
AUGAGUAGGUGUGUCCAAACUUUUGACUGGUAGUGUACAUUUCUUGUAUGGGUGGCCCCAGCGGCAAUUGAACUUACAAACUUGUAUUGCAAGCACAUGCUCUACCAACUGAGUCACACAGGCAAUGUAAUUUGUGAAAAUUUUCUCUUCAUCAUUAUACAGGAAAGGGUAGUUACAUGUUUGAACAAUAACUCUAGUGCUAGUAACUGAAAUUGGAUCAAGGCUGACUGGUUGAUACUGGUGCACAAAGGUGAUUAGUGUCAUUUUGUACGCCGAGUUGCUUUAAUUUACUGUGAGUUUCAAGGGAAGCGUUGCAACUUCAUUCACUGGAAACAGGACCUGAUUCCUGGGAAUAAGGAAACCAAAACAUCCAACAGGAGGAGACCAUAUUACCCUGAAGCACCCACCCAUCCAGAUCAGUGCCACAGCCCAGCCCUGAUUUCCCUUCACACAGAAUUAUAUCAACGACCACACUCAGAGACUGGGAGGACAGGUUGGCAAGUACAGGACCCCUGCUGAGACCUUUACUCGAUUCACAGGGCCAGUUAGAAGAAUGUUGACGAGUAAAAUGUGGCGGUUGACAACCAUAUACAUGCUUAUAUCUGAAUGGAUCAUCAAAUCACAAGAAAUUACAGUGGAUCCUCCUGAGAACAUUGGGAUUGAUGAUCCUGGCCACCUCGGGCCGCUCUACAUCCACUGGACGGCUCCAGCCAGCCUGACCAACCUGACUGCCUGCUCCAUGAGAUACCACCUGGAGUACUUCAACACAUAUCAGAACAGAUGGACUGUGAUCAGGACUGUACGGACAUGGUACAGUGCUCAGUUUGACCUGGAGAAGGAGGUCAGGGUGCGGAUCUCCACCUUACUGAGGGGAGCCUGCACCAACGGCACUGAGCUCAAGAGCCCCUUCACAGAGAUAGUCCUGCCACCCAAUAACACAGUUGGCUCCAGGGUCCAGGGGUUUGGCUGCGUGUUUUAUCAGAAGGAGUUCAUGGAGUGCACCUGGGAGACGGGCUUAGAGGAGCCAACCCAAUCCCAGCACAGCCUGUACUUUUGGCAUCGGGAGAUGGAACAGGCUGAGGAGUGUCCUCAGUACAUCCACUCCAAUGGGAUCAGGACUGGCUGCAAAUUCACAGAGGAAUCUCUCCCAGAAUUCCGUGAUUUCAACAUAUGCAUAAACAGCUCCUCUCCCAAGGUGGUCUUGAGGUCGGCGUUCUUCUCCCUGCAAAUUCAGAAUUAUGUGAAACCUGCAGCCAUUGAGACCGUGCAUCUGGAGGCUAGUCCAGACAGGCGGCUACAGCUGCAGUGGGAAUUGCCCAACGAGAGGAUUCCCAGACACUGCCUGGAGUAUGAGGUGGAAGCCAGAGAGGAGGGCGUAGGCGGGCAGCAGUUGUUGCAGAGGAACGUAACCAUUGAGAUGACGCUGACUUCUCUCUCAAUGGAUGGUGCCCAGAGGAAGUGCUUCCGGGUCAGGUCCAGGAUGCACCACUACUGUGCUGACAGAGGCUUCUGGAGUGACUGGAGCCAUUGGUCCUGUCACCCAGAUACAGAGUCAGAUGCUGUGGUGGUCUGUGCCCUGGUCAUCGGGAUCAUCAUCUCUAUGUUGAUCCUGUCUUUGUUUGGGUGGGCACUAUGGAGAAAGUGGAAAGCCAGAGAGGGGAAAAGGAUGCCUUUCAGUCCCCUGCACAAACUGAUGGAAUAUUCCAAAGGACUCUCUGCUUGCAGUCAUUUCAAUAAAACGAGAGAACCAGUAGUAGAGCCUUUGCAAGCAUUGCCUUAGGGCAGACGAUAAAGAGAUACGAGUUAGACAGGUGAUUGAACUAAUUUGAAACACACAUGCACACAUGCUCACACACACGCAAGCACUCACUGACACAAAAUGAGGAUGAGACAGUAGAGAAGCACUAUCUCAUUUCACAUUCAAGACAGAAUUGUAUUGACUUGUUUGCUGAUAUUAAUCUCUUAUGUACCGAUAUGUUCAAUUCAAGUGUUACUCAGUAGAAUAUUAAAUGUUCUUGCCAAACCAUUUACGUAAUGUAAAACUCCAGGUAUUACGUUACACAAUAUAGCCUUAAAAAAUGCCACAGCUCUUUCCGGUUUGUUUACUUUCAACAUGUAUUUUAUUUCUAUCACAAAUUAUACUUAUUGGAGUCGUUUUUUUGUAGUUGUAGUUCGAUGCCAGUCGAAUGUAUCUCUUAAGUUCUUUGCAUAGAAUUCCCGGGCUGUUAAAAUUGAAUGCAUUGGAUGGUGUUGAACUAAUGUUAUGUCAUGUUUUAUAUAUAUUUUUUGCAUCUAUACCUAUAAAGAUGUGUUGUUUGGUAUUAUUUACAGUAUUGUAUUUGCAGUGAUUGUUGUUUCAGAGACCUUGAUAUGUAUGUUAUUUGGCACCAUCCUGUGUCAGGAUGACUGUCCUUCAAGUGUAUAUUGUUGCUCUUGCGAUGAAAUGUUGCUGAACUGUUUUAUGGACAUAUUUAUCAUAUCACGAGCAUGGAAAAAUGAAAAUAAAUGGCAGUCGUCUUGACUUUGAUACAGAGGAAGAUAAGGAUCCAUCAUCUCAGACUGUCCCAUGUGCCCAUGCAGAUCCAGCUCCCGAUCUGGAGUCGUUCCCAGAGGGAGGGUUCGGCUGUCUUCACCCCCCUUCUCUCUUCUGUCCUCAACCUGGGUUGGUGCUUUGGCCAUUGGGUAUGAUCUGUCUCUGCUUCCCCUGGCAGUGGUGGAAAAAGUAAACAAUUGUCACACUUGAGUAAAAGUAAAGACACCUUUAAUAGAAAAU